GACUACGCUGUGCAAUCGGCUGCGGGCCUUAUUGUGAGCUCUCCUCGGUGACAGCAGCUUCAGCUCAUUCCCUGGAGUCUUCAGCCUGUACACAAAAGCCUCCUGGUGAACUGGCACUUGUAGACGAUUGAGGGUGCAUCAGAUCACUGUAUAUCACCAUGACACUAGUGAUCCAGUGCCAGAGAGGGGGCCCUGGUCUCCUCCACUUCUAGGGGAUCUGUCACCCCUUCCACAAGCUGUAUUUUUAUUUUCCACUCCUACCUAGUAACAUGCAGCAGGGAGGACCGGAGUGCUGGGAGCAGCAGCCCAUGACCCUCAGGAGCCUGAUCCUCAGCAGCAGGGAGGUGGACAGGAGAGCAGCCCUUCUCUUUCAGCUGGCACUCAGCUCUUGACUUGUUACCCCAUCCUCAUACACCCAGCGAUCAGAAAUCCUUCUUCUACCACAUCAGCCCACUAUUGUCUGCCCGAUCCAGGGAUCUACGAUGGAGUCGGUGGGGAAAUUUGAGUUCAGCAGGAAAGAUCUGAUCGGCCAUGGAGCCUUUGCUGUUGUCUUCAAAGGCAGGCACAAAGAGAAGCAGGAUUUGGAGGUUGCCGUAAAGUGCAUCAAUAAGAAAAACCUGGCCAAAUCCCAGACACUUUUAGGGAAGGAGAUCAAAAUACUAAAGGAGCUGAAACAUGAAAAUAUUGUGGCCUUGUACGAUUUCCAGGAAGUGGCCAAUUCAGUUUACCUGGUUAUGGAGUAUUGCAAUGGUGGCGAUCUAGCAGAUUACUUGCAUGUAAUGCGCACCCUGAGCGAGGACACCAUCCGACUCUUUCUUCAGCAGAUUGCGGGAGCCAUGAAGAUGUUGCACAGUAAAGGCAUUAUCCACCGUGAUCUGAAACCCCAGAACAUUCUCCUGUCCUGCAAAGGUGGCCGCAGGUCCAAUCCCAAUAACAUUCACAUUAAGAUAGCUGAUUUUGGAUUUGCAAGGUAUCUGCAGAACAACAUGAUGGCAGCAACUUUGUGUGGAUCCCCCAUGUAUAUGGCACCUGAGGUUAUUAUGUCCCAGCACUAUGAUGCCAAAGCUGAUCUGUGGAGCAUCGGCACUAUCCUCUACCAGUGCCUGACUGGCAAGGCUCCAUUCCAGGCCAGCAGCCCUCAGGACCUUCGCCUCUACUAUGAAAAAAACAAGACCCUCAUACCCAACAUCCCUCGAGAAACCUCUUGUCAUCUGAAGCAGCUUCUUUUGGGGCUUUUACAGAGGAACCAGAAGGACCGAAUGGACUUUGAUGAAUUUUUUCACCAUCCGUUUUUGGAUACAGGCUCCUCCAUGAAGAAAUCUGCACCUGUGCCAAUGCCAUCCUAUCCUAGUUCAGGCUCAGGAAGUUCCUGUAGCAGUUCUUCGACAUCACAUUUGGCAUCUCCACCGCAAUCUUUAGGUGAAAUGCAGCAACUGCAAGAAAAAAACCUGGUCUCCCCUAUCCCUGAUUCUCCAGGAUUUCUUCAAGGUUCGAAAGAAUCUGCAGGGAGCAGCAGCAAAAACUCAUCCUGUGACACCGAUGACUUUGUUAUGGUCCCUGCACAGUUUCCAAGUUCUCAAGGGGAUAUCGCAGAAGCUACCACAAGCAAGCCCAUCCAAGAUACUUUAAUGUAUAGUGGUUCUCUGUUGACAUCUGCUGGUCUGGAGAGCCGAGCUCGAACACCCUCACCAACGCUUCCAUAUAGUUGUUCCCCCAGUCCAUCUAGAAUGUCUCAGGCCUCGGUCAGCAGAUAUGGUCAAUCUGUGCCCAUUCCAGUCCCAACUCAAAUUGACAAUUAUCGGAGGAUUGAGCAGAAUUUGCAGUCCCCCAAUCAGUACACCCCACAGAGGUCAGGCAUGGUGCGUAAGUCCAGCAGUGCCAGCCCCCUUAAUUUCAUGAGAGCAGGAACAUCCCCUCCUUUUCCUGGAGAAAGUGCCUCUGCACCAACAGCUAGGAGACUUUCUUUUGGAGGAGCAAAACCAUACAUUCCCUCUCCACAAGUGGGCACUAUUCCAGAGCAGCCAAUGCAAAACAUCAGCAGAAGCCCUGGAGGAGCAGAACCCCGAAACCGGAGCCCUGAUUAUGGUAUUUCCGUACCUGCACAGAAUUCUUCUAGAAUGGGAUCUCGUCUUAAUAGUGCUCCAAACUUGUCCGACCUACAACCAAGCAAACAAAAGAUUAAGAAACAGCUAUCAGAUCCUGUAAUACCUAGAGAUGUCUUCACAAAGCCAAGUCCCCCACAGCAGAUCCAUGGCCUACAGCCCACCCGACCCCUCAGAUCAUCCCCUAAGCUGUCUGAAUUUAUGCAUAGGAGCCCCCUUCCAACUAUCCUGGGUUCACCUACAAAGAGCGUAUCGCCAUUUGAGUUUCCCAGGGGACCUAGUUCUCAGAAUCUGCUGACUCUUCUUACUCAUCAAGGAGUGAUAGUCCCACCAACCCGAAACAAGACACUUCCUGACCUAAAGAAUGUUGGACAGUACCAGCAAACUAACAUGGGGAUGCGUCCUGUGGAGGAAAUGAAGGGGCCAUUUGGCAGGUCGGUUAGUACUGGAAGACUCACAGAUCUCCUCUUGAAAGCAGCAUUUGGAACACAAGCUCCUGACGUUGGCAGUACAGAUAGUCUCAAUGCAGAGAAACCAAUGGAGAUAGCUGCUCCAAUAAUUGGUUAUGGAGGGAACCUGCAGUGUGGGGCACAAGGCUCUGUCAGUCCCGCUACGGUCAUUUUCACAGUGGGUUCUCCUCCCGAUGGCAUGACGCCUCCUCAAACAACGCGCACACGACUCUUCUCAGUGGGGUCCUCCAGCUCGCAGAGCUCCGCUGGCUCAUACACUGGAAGACAUCUUGUGGUCGGCGCAGGUGGGGAAACAUUUGAAGCCCCCUCAAGCCUUAGAUACGCAUUCCCUGACACUGGAAUGGCAAAUGCUGAGGGCAUUGUAAUGUUUGAAGUGCCUGAGCUUCCCGAAGAGACUCUGAUGGAGCAAGAGCACACGGACACACUUCGCAGUCUGAGGUUCACGCUUUCCUUUGCUCAUUCUAUUAUGGAAAUCGCCAGUCUCAAAGGGGGUUCCGUGGACGUGAGUUCUUCUGUGACAUCCGAGUACCAAAUGCAAGAGAGCGUUGUGGCAGAUCAGAUUAGCCUGCUAAGCCGAGAGUGGAGUUAUGCAGAACAGCUGGUUCUCUAUCUCAAAGCAGCAGAACUUCUCUCAAAUGGGCUUCAGACUGCCAUGGAGCAGAUCAAGAAUGUAAAACUGUGUCUGUCCUCUACAGUCAAACAGGUGGUGAAGAAGCUGAACGAUCUGUACAAAUCUUGUGUGUCUUCCUGUCAUUGCCUGACCGUACGGCUUCAAAGGUUUUUUGCCGAUAAACAGAAGCUUAUGGACCGGAUCAACAGCAUCACAGCAGAAAAACUAAUCUUUAGCUAUACUGUCCAGAUGGUUCAGUCCGCAGCCUUAGAUGAAAUGUUUCACCAUCGAGAAGACUGUGUGCAGAGAUAUCACAAAGCUCUGCUCUUGAUGGAUGGACUGCUGAACUUCAUGACUGACCAGGCAGAUAUAGAGAAUAUUAGCAAAUGUAAGCUUUGUAUAGAGCGCCGACUGUUUGCACUUCAAGGCAGCAUCUGUGCGUGAUCUCGAGUUCCAGACAUCUUCCUGUUACAUUUCCUCUCAUUUUUAAAAGAAAAGCAUUGCCAGUACCCUGUACAAUUUCAAAAGCAGGCUUCACAUUUCCAGCUGUCAGAGAUGAAUCCUAUAAAAAAUCCAUUCUCUAGAUAUCUUACAGAGACCCUAACUAUAUUCUUCUCCACACAUUAAUGUGAAAUUAUUUUAUGAUGAAGAACCUCUGAAGAACACGACGUGGAAUUUAUUAUGCUGUCAUAACAGGACUACUUAAAGGAGUUGGUGAAACAUGGCAUCCUGUAUUGUUAAAGAAAGUUCUGCAGAACAACUCCAUAUGUCACUCUUGGAGAGUGUCCAGCUAUGAAAGUACUCUAUGCAGUAAGAUAAUUCAUAAAUCCAAAAUGGAGGCAUGAUCUGUCUAGUACAACCAAGACUUCUGACACUAUACGUCUUUAUGUAACCACAUCAUCUGAACCUACUAGGAAGCUGCCGUGUCAUUGGUUCCUUUGUUGCUCUGCCCUUCGUGUUCUCCUCAUAAGCUGGCACUGAAAUCACUGUAUACAAGCCCAUCUUACAUUUUUUGCAGAUCUCCUAUUAAUAUUUUGCACAGUUCCUAGCAAUUGAAGCUGUACAGUUGGUUGAUUCCUUUCUCUCACUUACAGAGAACUAAAAUAGUUUGUGAAUGAUGGGAAAAUCUCAACACCAUCAACAAGGAAGACUGGGCAAUUAUUGUAUUUCUCUUGCCAAGGCUUGGAGGGCUUGGAUUUACUUUUGCACAGAUUUGAGUUUCUCACAUGGACUUUAAACAGUGUACCAGCCGCAGGCUAAGGACUAAUCUAAGGAUUAAAAAUAAUCUAGUUACCCAGGGUGUGUCCCAUUAGAUUGCUUUUCCUUCAGCUUGAUAGACUUAAGUCACACACUUUGAAAACGUUUCUUUUUUUUUUUUCGUCUUUGUCUUGACGAGUUCGCUAAAGUUUUCCUGGGAGUUUAGUGAACAAGUGACUCAUGUGGAUCAUAAACUUAUAACAUGGUGAAGAAGCUUCCUCAUGUAGCAAAUACAAUGGUUUCCGGAGGACAGGACAGAGUGACAUAGUGCAGUGUUGAAUAAUACCGUUUCCCUGCAUGCUCUCUUUAUAAAUAGAUUGAUUUCUUGCACUUUAUUCACUUUUAAUGAAGAUUUGAGAAUGUCAACCAAAUAGUUUUCUGGAACAUACAUAAAAUGGAUUAAUAUUCAAGUGGAAUAGAUGUUCAGAGCUGGCACAGAAGGCUACAUGCCAGGUUAUCAGAAGCCAAGGUUACUUCUCUAGUCUUUUUUCCUUUUGUACUACACUACCAGUGUAAAUACUUUAGUGUAUAUAAAAUAUAUAUAUGUAUAUAAUGUAGAUUUUACAAGAACUGUAAAUUGCAGUAAGAUGCAACCAUCACAUUUGUUGUUUUGUCUUCCUAUAAGCAGUUUUGUUAUUGUUUGAUCCACUCAUGUGCAACAGAAAUAGUCACCUAAAGUGUUGCUAUAGACUUACUGUAGAAUCUGUCCCCUGAAGCAUGACAGGGAGAACAUCGAGACGGGGAGAGGAGCGCUCAACAGAGUGUUUCUCCCAGCUCGUUCUAGCGAUUGUGGGGGUCUGAACACUCAGACCCCCAAAGAUCAAACAUUUGACAUGUCUUAAUAACGUGUCAAAAGUUUUGUCAAAUGACAGCAACAGUUUAAGGUUUGCUGCUCCUCUACACGCUUUCAUGACACAGAUUGGAACUACCAUUUGUGUUGGCAGGGCCAAUAUUAGAACUAGGGACCGAUCUAUGAUGCCUAUACAAGAAAGAUUUUCAACAAGGCCUUUGCUUUUAACUCUGGGAUAUUGCCACUUGCAAGAUUCUAAUAGGAUGCAAUAUAUGGCCAUAAUAACAAUCCCAAAUGCAAAACUGCACUGGAUAGUGAGCUAACAGAGAGCCGCUAGGUAAGGAUGGACAAAAGGACUGAACUGAAUGGUAUCAGUGAUGGGAUCUUAUCAGAGCUGCUAUUAUGGAAUAAGGACUCUGCUUAGAUCUGGAAGUAUUACUUGGCAACAUAUGGUUUACAGGUCUUGAAGCAGUUGGGCUUGUCCAGAAAGUACUCAAUGGAGGUAACAUCACUUUGUAUUGUCAAUAGACCUGUCUGGUAACUAUAAUCACAGGUCAAAUAGUAUUUAUGGUGUUACCUUAGUAUCAGGUUCCAGAGACUAGCAUAGCCCCAGUAUCUGUGGGUUGUCUUGCACCAUAGAAAAUCCAUGGAGACCUGGUUGUUGUAAUAACAUGUCAAGACCAUGCACCACUGCUUCUACAAUUCUACUUCUCAAUACUUGAAAUUUUAUUUAAUGCUUUUAGUCAAUAAACAUUAAGCGCCUUGAGGCCAAACAAGGAAUAAUCAGUUUUCCAGGAGCAAAAUCAAUUUUGCUGUGUUAGGUAGUGUUAGGCCGCUGGCCACAAGGGUAAAGUAACUGUGUUUUAUUUGCCAUUAGUUGGGUUGCAUUUUUUCACAUUUUUAUGUUGUAUGUAGCAUUUAUUCAAAAACUUGGUAUUUAUUGUGUGCUAGCCAAAAAUAAAAGUAAAAGUAAAAAAAUCUCAGUUUCCACAACGAAAAGUGCCCUUUUAACUCAUUUAGUACCAUAGUUCAACUGAGUAUUACAUACACAGACAAGUGAUAGUCUCAAUGAAGCCUAUUAUCUACAUGAAAUUGAAGGUAAAUGUUCUGUGUACUUCUGUAUGUUGUGUGCGUGCCCCGAUACAAGAUGCUUUACAAGGCUUUGUUUUUAAAGACUUGCUGAUUCAAUGCAGAGCAUUGGGCAAGCCUUUCUGGUAGUCAGCUAGUUGCUGGCCAAUAGGACCCCUACUCUGGAUUUGCAGUCGAAAGUUGCACCAUUGGUAUAUAUUUCUAGAUGACUCUGCUGGAUUGAGUCAACCUGACUUUUCCACUGUUCUCCUUGAACGGUGAAAUGGUAAAACUAAUGACAGAAUUCUGAUAUCAACUACUUGCACAUGUAGAAAUAGUAGGCUUCCCUACUAAGUAUGCUGUUUGUUAGUAUGAAAACCUAUUUGGAAUAUGCUGGUUUGGGUGAUAAAAUAGUUGAUUGAAAAAUGAUGAUGUGGAAUGUCUGCUUUUAUAUUAAAAAAAGAAUAAAAUGAAUAGUGUUUGAGGCAUUGUUUGAAUUUUCUUUAAUGUUUUGUUUUUGUGUGUUGCAUUGAUUUAUUUUAUUUGUAUACCUUCAAUAAGAAAAUGUAAAAGAAAAAAAAAAAAGAAAUAAAACCUUGAUA
Molecule: messenger RNA, 6899 nt
Organism: Hyla sarda
Lineage: Eukaryota; Metazoa; Chordata; Amphibia; Anura; Hylidae
Gene: ULK1
Product: unc-51 like autophagy activating kinase 1
Exons: 28
Coding region: 483-3626 (1047 amino acids)
Biological process (GO): axon extension; autophagosome organization; peptidyl-serine phosphorylation
Cellular component (GO): cytoplasm; autophagosome
Molecular function (GO): ATP binding; protein serine/threonine kinase activity
Source: RefSeq, a predicted model, not a curated record